Mucor mucedo is the source of this 594-nucleotide messenger RNA. Its product is annotated as Nsp1-like C-terminal region-domain-containing protein. The transcript has 2 exons. Gene Ontology annotation, cellular component: nuclear pore; nuclear pore central transport channel. Lineage: Eukaryota; Fungi; Mucoromycota; Mucoromycetes; Mucorales; Mucoraceae. The record is from RefSeq and is a predicted model, not a curated record. Gene Ontology annotation, biological process: protein import into nucleus; RNA export from nucleus. Gene Ontology annotation, molecular function: structural constituent of nuclear pore; phospholipid binding. The coding region runs from base 1 to 594 and encodes 197 amino acids.
AUGGAAGAUAUUCUUAAUUUAUGGACAAAGGAAUUGGAGAAACAAACAAAGGAUUUCCAUAAGCAAGCGAACCAAGUGGCCAAAUGGGAUCAACAAUUGAUUGAGAACGGAAACAAGAUUACUAGCUUGCAUGAGAAUGUGACCAAGGUGGAGGUAACUCAACGCGAGAUUGAUCAAAACCUGGAAUACAUCAACACGCAACAGGAAGAAUUAAACGCGAUUCUUGACACGUAUGAGAAACAAAUCAUGGAAGUGUUUGAUGAGAGUAACUUGCAACAACCGAUGCAACCUGCGGAUGUUCAAAGAGAGAGAGCGUAUGGUAUGGCUGAGAGUUUGAAUGCUCAGUUGGAUGAUGUGAACCGUAAUUUGAAUGUGAUGGUGGAAGAGAUUAACAAGAUGGGUAGUUCUCAACAGCUCUCAACGACGGAUGAGAACGAUGAUGAUGUUGUAGGUCAAAUUGUACAGAUCCUCAACUCUCAUUUGUCUUCUUUACAAUGGAUUGAUACGCAUUCGAUUGAUUUACAGAACAAAAUUCAGGAAGUGUCCAAGUUGCAAAGCGAGGUUGUUAGAAAUCAAGAACCUUUGCGCAGAUAA